UUUCCCAUAGAAUUUUACCCGUUUUAUGAAUUUCCUGGGUACUUAGCACAUACUCUUAGAAAGCACUUUAGCUGUCAAAGAAAGUGGAUUAGAAUCUGAAAAACGAAUUCUGACAAUGAUGGAUUCGAGUCCUUAGACCUAGUUGAGGAAUUUCCAAUACUUUGCGAUUAGUAGUCAUGUUUCCGCUGACCAGAUCUCAAGCUGCCUCGUGUGUGAUGCUCAGGCUGUUACACUUUCUAUUGGUGGUGUUUUCUCUCAGGUCCUUGGGACAGCCACGACUAGUCCUGUGGCUACGGUUCGGCUGUUGGAUGAACUGGUACCUGUUCCUGUUGGUUCAAGGACUUCCAAGGAUUGGUGGCGCUCAAGUCUGCAAUCUAGACUGUCAACUGCGCUUCAUGUUGAGCUUUUUAUUUGCAGCAUCGCAUUGCUAUAUGGUGGCUAACAGCUUCAUCCGUGCACUAAAAUUACGCAAAUCAAAAGGCGAUGUGGUUGAGAUUCUUGAGCCCUCGAACCCACUGGUAGCCUUCACGGCGCUGGCUAUUGUCCUUCCCGUUUUACUAAACACAUUCAUGAUCCUAACGAACUUGGCUACAAGCUCAGACCAAGUUUGGUCCUUUCACUUGAAGCUGCAACCCAGCUUUCUGGCCCUUCAGUUGCAGAUCGUCUCGUUAAUUUCUGAGGUCAUGGGGGUUAACAUAAAAUUACGACUGGCUAAAGGCCAGUUUCAGACCCUGGCACGCGAGGUGUCGUGCCGUUUGCCCCAAGUCAAGCAGCAGGCGGAAUUCCUUGACCAGCAGGCUCACAGAGUCCUAGAUCUAAAGCGCCGCUACAGUGAGAUCUACUACUUGUACGAACGGAUAAACGACAACUUCGGGGGAAGCCUACUGAUAAUUUUCAUAGACUUCUUCGCGAUGUACGUGUGCCAUGCCUACUGGCUCUUCGUCGACGUGAGGACUCCUCCUUUAAGAAAAUACGCAAUCCUUUUAAAUGUACUCUACAUUUUCAACGUGGAUCUCCAAAUGACCGCCGCUUGCUGGCACUGCCAACAGGGAUAUAACCUCGGUCGCCAGAUCGGGUGUCUCAUCUCCAAGUUGGUGAAACCCGUGGGUAGUAAGAGGUACAACGACCUAGUCAGUGAGUUUUCACUGCAAACGCUCCAUCAGCAAUUUGUGGUCACUGCCAAGGACUUCUUCAGCCUCAACCUGCAUCUGCUCAGUAGCAUGUUUGCAGCAGUGGUGACCUACCUGGUAAUCUUAAUACAGUUCAUGUUUGCCGAGAGAAGUGCGACGAGAAUUACUGGAUCAGUGUAGCAAUGGGAUACAUUCCUUGUAUGAAUACCGUCCUUGUGUGAAUACUUUCCUGGUAUGAGGGUCUUUAUAAUGAUAUCAAAUCUCAAAUAAGUCU
This is a messenger RNA of Drosophila ananassae, 1404 nucleotides long. RefSeq names its product gustatory receptor 23a (gene Gr23a). Gene Ontology annotation, biological process: sensory perception of taste. Gene Ontology annotation, cellular component: axon; dendrite; neuronal cell body. Lineage: Eukaryota; Metazoa; Arthropoda; Insecta; Diptera; Drosophilidae. Bases 177 to 1310 code for a protein of 377 amino acids. The transcript has 3 exons. The record is from RefSeq and is a predicted model, not a curated record.